This is a messenger RNA of Camellia sinensis, 1987 nucleotides long. Its product is annotated as Xanthine/uracil permease family protein. NCBI's taxonomy places the organism in Eukaryota, Viridiplantae, Streptophyta, Magnoliopsida, Ericales, Theaceae. Gene Ontology annotation, cellular component: membrane. The record is from RefSeq and is a predicted model, not a curated record. Gene Ontology annotation, biological process: transmembrane transport. Gene Ontology annotation, molecular function: transmembrane transporter activity.
UUUUUCUCUCUUUAACUUUUCCCCACUUUCCGUCCGUGUGCGCUUAACUUUGUUAUCUUCGAGUCAUCUCUUCCUUCCUCUUCAUAUUCAUAUUCAUAUUCUCUCUCUCUCUCUCUCUCUCUCUCUGUGAUUCGCUGCGUGAAGCUUGCGAAGUCUCACUAAUGGCAGACAUAAGCCACCCUCCCAUGGAACAGCUUCAAGACCUCGAAUACUGCAUUGAUUCUAAUCCUUCAUGGGUUGAAACCAUCCUGUUGGCAUUUCAGAAUUACAUAUUGAUGCUGGGCACAAGUGUAAUGGUCCCCACACUUCUCGUUCCAUUAAUGGGCGGAACUGAUGAAGGCUUGAUUUUCAUUUUAUGGACAUAUUCAAGAAAUUUAAACCUAUCAUUAGUUGAGUCCCUCCUAGAUGACCAGUCAUUUGCUAUCUCACUCUCCGGAUCAACUUUACAUGGGAUUUUUGUGCUCAUUGUAUAUAAGCAAAUUUUGGCCUGGAUCUUCUUUGUGGGACUUGUUACUAUGGGUGACAAGGCACGGGUGAUACAAACUCUGCUGUUUGUAGCUGGAAUUAACACACUUCUCCAAGCACUUUUUGGAACCAGGUUGCCGGCUGUUGUUGGAGGUUCCUAUGCUUAUGUCAUUCCUAUACUUUACAUCAUACAUGACUCAUCCCUGCAACAAAUUAGUGAACCCCAUGUUAGAUUCAUACAUACAAUGCGAGCUAUCCAAGGAGCUUUGAUUGUGGCAGCAAGCAUACAAAUCAUCAUGGGUUACAGCCAAGUUUGGGGUCUCUUUUCACGGUUUUUCAGUCCUCUUGGAAUGGCACCUGUGGUUGGAUUGGUUGGUUUUGGAUUGUUUCAACGAGGAUUUCCUGCGCUAGGUAAUUGUGUAGAAAUUGGAUUGCCAAUGCUAUUGUUGGUCAUUGGAUUUUCACAAUAUCUGAAACAUGUGAGACUACUGAGGGACUUUCCAAUUUUUGAACGGUUUCCUGUUCUGAUCUGUGUUGCUAUCAUCUGGGUCUAUGCGGUUAUACUGACUGCCGGUGGGGCCUACCGUAACAAACCUUUUGCCACUCAACUCAGUUGCCGUACAGACAAAGCAAAUCUCAUAUCGACUGCCCCAUGGUUCAAGUUUCCAUACCCCUUGCAGUGGGGCCCACCUACUUUCGCAGCUGGUCAUUCCUUUGCCAUGAUGUCUGCAGUUCUCGUGUCGAUGGUUGAGUCCACUGGUGCAUAUAAGGCAGCAUCUCGGUUGGCAAUUGCCACUCCCCCUCCUGCCUAUGUAUUGAGCCGUGGUAUCGGGUGGCAGGGGAUUGGUGUUUUGCUUGAUGGUCUUUUUGGAACAGGAACUGGUUCUACUGUAUCGGUGGAAAAUGUGGGACUCCUUGGACUCACCCGAGUUGGAAGUCGCAGAGUCGUUCAAAUAUCAGCUGGCUUCAUGAUAUUCUUCUCCAUCUUAGGAAAAUUUGGAGCUGUUUUUGCUUCUAUACCAUUCCCCAUAUAUGCUGCAUUGUAUUGCAUUCUCUUUGGCCUUGUGGGUUCAGUUGGCCUCUCAUUUCUACAGUUCACUAACAUGAAUUCUAUGAGAAAUCUGACUAUAACGGGCCUCUCACUCUUCCUUGGGAUAUCUGUUCCUCAUUUUUUUUUUGAAUACCAGACUAUUCACGGAGGUCUUGUUCGCACCAAUGCUGGAUGGUUCAAUGCAUUCUUGAAUACCCUGUUCUCAUCCCCACCAACAGUGGGAUUGAUAGUUGCGGUGUUUCUUGACAACACAAUAGAAGUAGAGAAGUCGAAGAAAGACCGAGGGAUGCCAUGGUGGUUCAAGUUCAGAACAUUUAGAGGCGAUAACAGAAACGAAGAGUUCUACACACUCCCGUUCAAUCUCAACAGGUUCUUUCCACCAACAUGAUGACACUGACAGACAGGGUUUAUCAAAAUCAUUGAACACGCAGAAGAAAGCUCCUUUUCCCUACCCACAAUUCAAUUAACACA